AUGACGAGCCUCGAGCCUCGGCGGCCACCCGGCCUCGAUGGACUGGCGGGUCCCGGCUCUCGCUCCGUGCUACCUGCAUGGAAACGGGAGAUUCUGGAGAGGAAGCGAGCCAAGCUGGCUAGCCUGGGGGCCGGGCCGCGGGGCUUGGCUGUGGGGGCCGAAGCUGGGGCUGGAGUUGAGGCUGCCGCUGGGACUCCGGCGGGGGUUGGAGGCGUCUGCCCCCGGGAACCAGCUCCAGAGGUGGAGCGGCUGGUACUAGCCGAUAGCUUGGGCCCCCUGCGGGAGAAUCCCUUCAUACGACUGGAGACUGAGCGCAAGCGGCAGCGGAGGGGGCGCGGCGGAGCUCCCGGGGCCCGGCCCUCGACGGGGCGGCCGGUGCAGCAGCUGCUGGAGCUCUACAGUCGCGUCCCAGGCAUUCGCACUAUUCGUGCAGACAACAUCCUCAUCAUCGAAUCGGAGCCCGGCUUUUUGCCCGGCCAAGGGCCCUAUGAGGUGAACGCUGUCGGUCCUCGUUCUGGCCCGGACCCAUUGCAGCAGCUGCUUGCCCGGCGUGGCUGUCCGGUGGCGGAGAUCCGGGCAGCCGAGGUGGUGAUCUACGAGACGCCCCGGGCAGCAGCCGAGGCGGCCGCGCAGCCCGGCAGGGUUAGCCGUCUGUUGGAGAAGUUCGAUUCCCCGUUAGCUAGCGGUGAGCCUCGAUCCCGGGCCCCGUCCCCACCUCGGCGCCGCGGGAGCCCUGAGCGGAGCCGGCCUCUGGUGCCAAAGCCUCCUGCCGUCGAGCAGCGGAACUCGGCGGCCUCCCCAUCCCUGCCCAGCCCCGGACCCUGUACUCCCAGCGUCGGGGAGAGAGCUGCCUGGUUCCAGAGGGAGCAGGCAUCUGCAGCUGCCCCAUCCCGCCACAGUGACUUUCUUGAGAAGACAGGCAGUAACUCUUUCACUGUCCACCCCCGAGGUAUGGCCAGAGGAGGCCGGACAGUACCAAAUGGGCCUGUCAUUGAAGCCACCCCGGAGCCCCGUCUGGGUCCUGCCAAUGGCCUCCCUGCAGGGGGUGGCCCUGUGCCAUCCUCUUCCAAUACUACCAAAGGCACAGACCAGUGGAAGCCAAAUGCUGAGGAGGAGGCACCUAUCCUCCACCCUUCCCCUGGCCCUUGCCUGACAGGCAGUGCCAAUGGGGGACCCAGUGCCACUCCAGCUGCCACUUCCACAUUCCCCAAACACAACCCGGCCAGUGCCACUCCCAGUCAGCGUAGGUGGGUUUCUGCAGCCACCAGCACCAAUGACUCUUUUGAGAUCAAACCUGCCCCCAAGCCAGAUAUGGAGAACAUUCCUGAUGAGGAUAUCCAGGCUAAGGCCUUGGCCAACCUCCGAAUGAACUCUAAAAACUCCUUUGUCUUCAUCCCCAAGCCUAGAGUGGAAGUGCUAGGCUCUAGGGCUGGCCAUCCAGUAGGGAACAAAGCCUUUGAGCAGCCAAAGGGAAAGGCCAGUGUUUCCUCCCAAGUUGGCCACUUAACUCAUGUACCUCUGGAAAAUGGGGGCCAGCACCCACAGGAAAUUGUGCCUGCCUACAGGAAUCACUUGGGGGGUGAGGCCCUUCGGACAGCUGAGGAAAGGGACCCUGAGAAACAAAUAGCUGCAGCCCUCUCAGAGGGGAAUCCCAAGUGGCAGGGAGAGGUCUCAAAACUCCCCUCUAUAGAAAAAGCUUUCAAACAAGAGCCUUGUUCAGGCUUUGAGAUUUCUGACACAUCUCACAGUACUUCUGUCACUCAGAUUCAUGAAGAACCCAGUAAAGCAGGUCUGCCUGUUACUUAUAUUGAUGAGGUAGAUUCAGAUGAUGAAUCCUACCAAGAAGCCAAACCAGCUUUCAGAUUCACUGAUGCUCCUAAUUAUCGACCUCAUCCCUCUCUGCCUAAUAGCAAAUCUGAAGUCCACUAUCUGAACAACAAUACUUUCAAGGUGGUGCCUAAUAGGAAACCAGCUGUCCCUGAGGUGAGCUUCAGCCUGCCAAAUGGGGAACUGUAUACUGAGGAAGAGGAGGAGGAAGACCAAUGGAAAGGGAAAACCCUGGAAGACCCUGAAUCAUCCCAUGAGAAUGUGGGAAUGUUACUCAAGAAACGAUAUCCCACUGUCAAUGAAAUUGAAGUGAUUGGGGGCUAUUUGUCCCUGAAGAAGUCCUGUUUAACCAAGAUCAGGUCCUCAAGGAAAAAGAUGAAGAUUUCCUUCAAUGAGAAAAGCCUGCACACCACAUUUGAAUACCCCUCUGAGAGCUCAUUGGUCCAGGAAGAAGAGGCAGAUGAAGAAGAAGAGGGAGCAUCUGGCUCUGAUGGGGAUGAGGAGGAAAAACCUUUUGCUGUCUUCCUCCCUCGAGCAACUUUUGUAAACAGCACCGUCAUGGAGAGUGCCACUCGACCUCCAGAAUCUAGCACUGGUCUAUCCAGUUAUACCCCAAAGCACUCAGUGGAGUUCAGCAAAUGGCAGGAACAGAAGUAUGAUGCAGGUCCAAGUGAAGCUGGGGCUAGCUCUCAGAAAGAAGUCAUGCUUACCCCAGCCAGCAAGAAUGAUCUCUCAGACUUCCGAAGUGAGCCUGCCCUCUAUUUCUGAUCUCCCAGCACCUUGGACUGGACUGAGAGAUGGACAGACCAACAGCAUUUCACCUUGUCAUUGGAUCUGACUUUGACUGUGUGGGGUUGGAUAUUUUCCAGAUCUUCUGCCAUUCCCUCCUUCCCUCUCCCUGCAGGACCAUGGUGCUCAGGAUGCUUGGCAGUCAUGAGUAGUGGAUGGUACAGUUCUCCAGUGCUGGGGUUGGGGAGUUUAGCCAUCAGGGUCAUAACUCUGCCUGCUGCUGGUUUCCCUGGCCCACAUCCCCUCUCUCUGUCUAGCUUGGUUCUGCCCAGUGACAAAGUACUCAGAAUCUGUGCCUACAGCAUUCACAGAGCUUUGCUGAUUUUAUUCCUACACAGGGCCUCAGCACUAAGAAGCUCCAUUGCCACCUUAUCUUUGGGGAAUGCUAGGGGUUGGCCAUGCUUUUUGUUUCACUACUGAAGCCCAACAGGGGAGCCCCUACUUAUUGGCUCUAAGGAGGCUCACAAUCUGCUGCUUCUGCCCCAAUCCUGAGGCUUCUCUUAUCCUCUGGUUUUAACUGGAGCCUGGGAGCAGAGCAGCUUUCUCUUUUCUUGGUAGCACUGAUAAUGGCAGGUUUGGGGGUAUUGCUGUCCUCUGCUAUCCUGCCCUUCUCCUAGUGCUUCCCCACAUCCCUUGCCCUGACACACCACCCUAUUGGUCCUUCCUAGUUUGCCCGGCUCUGUUCUGCAGAGGAAGGUAUAACCUUCUGGGAGGGUAAAGGUUGACAGCAGGAGAGGAGGUCGAGGCUGCACCUAAAAGGGCCUUCUUUUUCCUGUGCCCUAGGAAAGCAGCAUGGGUCUUUGGGCAGAAGCCUAAGCCCAAAGCCAGCAUAGUGUUAUUCUCCAUUUGCAACUGCCUUUUGUGCCAGGCUGAUUUAGCCACCUGUCUCCUGCUGUUUGUUUUAGCAGGGCAGCCUUCUACCUGCUCCGAAUUUACUACUGAGGCUAGUAAUGCCUAGCUGGUUUAAAGGCACUCCAUGUCUGCACUGGAUAUCAGGAUUUUAUGUGAAGGGGUAGAAUGGGUGUGCACAUGUGAAGAGUGAAUUUAACCAGGCCUGGCCUAGCCAGAAAGCAGGGAUUCAGUCUCUGUACCUUGUCCUGCCUUCCUUCCUCUCUGGGGUCCUUAGGGGCUAGGGGCUUAUGACUCCACAGAUGGUUCUUUCCCCUCCAUUCAACCAGUCAGUACUCAUACACACAGCUGAAAUUAGCACAGUUCACUUUGUAACUAACCAGAAUAAUUUCUUUCUUGUCUGAUAAAUGGGACUCAAUAAACAGCACUAGAGAAA
This is a messenger RNA of Gracilinanus agilis (Agile Gracile Mouse Opossum), 3901 nucleotides long. RefSeq names its product taperin (gene TPRN). Gene Ontology annotation, cellular component: stereocilium base. The transcript is spliced from 4 exons. The coding region runs from base 1 to 2595 and encodes 864 amino acids. Gene Ontology annotation, molecular function: phosphatase binding. NCBI's taxonomy places the organism in Eukaryota, Metazoa, Chordata, Mammalia, Didelphimorphia, Didelphidae. The record is from RefSeq and is a predicted model, not a curated record. Gene Ontology annotation, biological process: auditory receptor cell stereocilium organization; sensory perception of sound; stereocilium maintenance.